Molecule: messenger RNA, 1992 nt
Organism: Chelmon rostratus (copperband butterflyfish)
Lineage: Eukaryota; Metazoa; Chordata; Actinopteri; Chaetodontiformes; Chaetodontidae
Gene: hexa
Product: hexosaminidase A (alpha polypeptide)
Exons: 14
Coding region: 1-1620 (539 amino acids)
Biological process (GO): glycosaminoglycan metabolic process; ganglioside catabolic process; carbohydrate metabolic process
Cellular component (GO): membrane
Molecular function (GO): beta-N-acetylhexosaminidase activity
Source: RefSeq, a predicted model, not a curated record
AUGGACUUCAUGUAUAUGGUCAGUUCUGGACGAAACAGUCGUCCAAAUGUGCAUUUGCUGUUAUUAAUUAUCCUUCACUCUGGCCUACAAACAGUGGCGGGAGUGUGGCCAUUGCCGCAGGUUUUCACCUCCUCGGCGGAGCGAUACCCUUUGAACUCGCAGGCUUUUUACUUUGGUUACGGAAGACAAUCAGCCGCACAGCAGGGCUGUUCUGUUCUGGACGCUGCAUUCAAGAGAUAUUUUUCUCUUAUUUUUCCAGACUAUACAUCUGCAAAUGGUGUUCUGCAAUUCAGUGAGAAUAAGCCAUUUACUGCUGAGCUCAGUGUUGACCGCGAUGAUUGUGAGGGUUACCCAAACGAGGACUCUUCCGAGAGAUACAACCUGAGUGUCUCUGUGGGGCGAGCAUCUCUGAAUGCAGAAACCGUGUGGGGUGCUCUUAGAGCUCUGGAGACCUUCAGUCAGCUGGUGUAUCAAGAUGAUUUUGGCUCAUAUUUUGUGAACAAGACUGAGAUAGAAGACUUCCCCCGGUUUCAGUUCAGGGGGAUUUUGUUGGACACUUCACGUCACUAUUUACCCGUGCAGACCAUUUUAAAAACUCUGGAUGCAAUGGCCUACAGUAAGUUCAAUGUGUUUCACUGGCACAUUGUUGAUGACCCCUCCUUCCCGUACCAGAGCAGCACUUUUCCAGACCUUUCCAGUAAGGGGGCUUUCCAUCCGAUGACUCACAUCUACACACAGUCAGAUGUGAGAAGGGUGAUCUCACACGCCAGGCUUUGGGGAAUAAGGGUCCUUCCUGAGUUUGAUUCACCCGGCCACACCAGAUCUUGGGGAAAAGGACAGUCUGACCUGUUGACUCCCUGCUACAGAGGGGGGACCCCUUCAGGUGUGUUUGGUCCUGUUAAUCCAGCGUUACCCUCCACCUACCAGUUCAUGGCGAGACUGUUUAAGGAAGUGUCAUCAGUGUUUCCCGAUUCCUAUAUCCACUUAGGAGGGGAUGAGGUUGACUUUUCCUGCUGGAGAUCCAACCCUGAUGUCAGAGCAUUCAUGAGCAAGAUGGGAUUUGGAGCAGACUUUACCAAACUGGAAGCAUACUACAUAGAGAACAUUGUGAAUAUCACUUCAGCUCUCAACAAGACCUCUAUCGUGUGGCAGGAUGUGUUUGACUACCAUGAACAUAUUCCUAAGGACACAGUGCUGCACAUCUGGAAGGGCGUCCCAGCUAAAUAUAAGGAAGAGCUCAGCAGCAUCACCAAAGCUGGCAUGAGGGUCCUGCUGGCUGCCCCGUGGUACAUCAAUCAUAUUUCCUAUGGCCAAGACUGGCGCAACUACUACACUGUGCAGCCACAGAACUUCUCUGGUACUGAAGAACAGAAGAAGCUGGUGAUAGGGGGUGAGGUCUGCAUGUGGGGGGAAUAUGUUGAUGCCACCAAUCUCACUCCACGCCUUUGGCCAAGGGCAAGUGCUGCAGCAGAGAGGCUGUGGAGUGAUGAGAAGCAGACCUCCAGUGUGGACAAGGCGUUUCCUCGUUUGCAGGACUUUCGCUGCAAGCUCCUGAGGCGUGGCAUCCAAGCAGAGCCUCUGUAUGUUGGAUACUGCAAACAUGAGUAUCAAGGUAUCUGAAGAUGCUGGAUGGAUUAAUAUUGCAAGAUUUUUCUGGAGAAUGUUGGAACUAAUGAAGUUCAUAGUUCAUAGUUAGUUGAUUCUGGAAAAAAUCUUGAGUGGGUCAUUUAAAGCAGUGGGAAAAAAAAAUUAUAAAAAUAAAUAGCUUGUUUUUCCAAUCUUAAGUAUAGUAUGUACACACUAAAAUUGUUUCUCAGGGAGUUUUAAUUACCAAUUACCAAUAUCUCAUUCUAAUUUUUUGUACUAAGUAUUUGAGUAAUGUGCUUUUUAUUCUGAAUUUACAUAUUUACAGUCACAAUAAAGUAAUGUGAAUACCUUCCUUGGAGGAAAAGUACUGCACUGUUAUGCCAUGCUGAAUUGUAUCUGAUGUAA